Tripterygium wilfordii is the source of this 991-nucleotide messenger RNA. RefSeq lists its product as uncharacterized. Gene Ontology annotation, biological process: microtubule-based process. The record is from RefSeq and is a predicted model, not a curated record. The coding region runs from base 184 to 852 and encodes 222 amino acids. Gene Ontology annotation, molecular function: dynein intermediate chain binding; dynein light intermediate chain binding. Lineage: Eukaryota; Viridiplantae; Streptophyta; Magnoliopsida; Celastrales; Celastraceae. The transcript is spliced from 2 exons. Gene Ontology annotation, cellular component: dynein complex.
GUCAAAAAAACACAUUACAGCAGGCCCCUCCAUCUCCUCCGCCGCUCCCUCACAUCACAACAAAAAGUGCACCCAGAUCUCUCUCUCUCAUUGGAACCAAUGAUCCAUCGUUAAGUCUCGCUCACAAUCACAAAUGCCCAGAACCCACAAAUCAAAGCUUCUUCACCAUCUCCAAAUUUCAACAUGGCUAAACACCUCAAAAGGCACUCAAACCCCACCAAAAACCCAGAUCCCCUUCACUUGCCAAACCAAUUCUUGUCUAUUCCCAACUCUCACAGGCUUAGGCCAAGCAUAGACAUCAAUUUGCAAGCUAAAUCCAUGACAGUUUCUGCUGAUUUCAUCAGAACCCCAAAUAAGAAACCCAUUUCUCAAAUCAAAGAUACAGUAGUGGAACACAAGGAGAGGAGGGUCAAGAAAUCUUCUUCUUCUUCUUCUUCUAAAGAGUUGAACAAGAAGAAACCACAGCUGGAAGAAGGCCAAUUGACAGAAAAGAAGCUAAUUUCAUUGGAUGGCAGAAGGAGAUCCUUCUGUGGGUCACAGGUGGAAUUGGCAGAUGUUCUUGCAAACAGUGGUGCCAAAGUGGUUUCCUUUGAUAUGCCACCAUUUAUGCAGAUUCAUGCUGUUAAUUGUGCAAGAAAGACCAUUGACAGUCUUGAAAAAUUCACAUCCAAGGCCCUUGCACUCACUCUCAAGAAGGAGUUCGAUGGGGUGUAUGGGCCGGCAUGGCACUGCAUUGUUGGAACAAGUUUUGGGUCAUUUGUUACACAUUCAGUUGGUGGGUUUCUGUAUUUCUCAAUGGAUCAAAAGUUGCACAUCCUCUUGUUCAAGACAGCAGUUCAAAGAGCAGACUGACUUUUAUUGUCCCUCUCAUCCCAGCAGCUUUUGUACAUUGAUUUUGCUGAUAUCAACGAUGACCCUUUAAUGUGGUCUAAACUACAAGACAUUUUGUGCAACUGUUAGGUAUUUAUAAAGAAAGUACUUCACUACUUCA